GUUUGGGGAGAAGGAGGAGUUGUUCCCCUGGAGUUUGAAUUUCAUAUGGGUGGAGCCGUGGAGUCGGAAACUUGGAAUCCCCUGGAGUUUGAAUUUUACUCCAGCUCUACUUUGGAGAAUAGGAGUUCAGUUCGGUUCUCCUUGUCUCGUCAAUGCCCACUGCUCCAGCUUCCUCUGCGGCGGCGGCGGCCUCCUCCGUGAUCUCCAAGCUCCACACGAGAUGCCAUUCCCUCUCCGCCAUGAAGCAGCUCCACGCGCACAUCCUCCACCUCAACCACCACCGCCGCCGCCCCUUCCCCUACAACCACUUCCUCUCCAAGCUCCUCACCCUCUCCUCCUCCGCCGCCGCCGCCGACUACGCGCUGCUCCUCCUCGCCGCGCACCCUGCCCCUACGGCCUUCUCCUACAACGUCACGCUCCGCUUCUUCGCGUCCACCCGCCCGCGCACCGCCCUCCGCCUCUUCCUCCGCAUGCUCCGCGCCGCGCUCCGCCCGGACGCAUACACGCUCCCGUUCCUCCUCCUCGCCGCGGCGCGCGCCCCGGAGCCGCCAUUCGCGCGCUCCGCGCACGCGCUCCUCUGCAGGCUCGGGCUCCAGGCGCACGACCACACCGUGCACUCCCUCGUCACCAUGUACUCCAACCUCGGCGACCCCCUUGCCGCGCGCAGGGUGUUCGACGGAAUCCCCCGCCGGGACGUCGUCUCCUGGAACGCCAUGAUGAAGGCGUACGAGCGGGCGGGCAUGGCAGCCGAUGUGGCAAGGAUGUUCCGUGACAUGAUCGAUGAGGGUGCCGUGGCGCCCAAUGAGGUGACCGUGGCCGUCGUGCUCGCCGCAUGCAGGGAUGCCGGGGACUUGGUGCUUGGUAGGUGGUUGGAGGAGUGGGUCAGGUCUGCGGAGAUUGAGGUCGGGUCGCUCGUCGGCUCUGCUCUCGUCGGGAUGUAUGAGAAGUGUGGUGAGAUGACAGAGGCACGGCGCGUGUUUGACGGCAUCGCUCACAAGGAUGUCGUCGCUUGGAAUGCCAUGAUCACCGGGUACGCGCAGAAUGGCAUGUCCAAGGAAGCCAUUGCUUUGUUUCACAGCAUGAGGCAAGAAGGGGCAAGUCCAGAUAAGAUAACCUUGGUUGGAGUGCUCUCAGCCUGUGCUGCGGUCGGAGCUCUGGAGCUAGGCACUGAACUGGACGCCUAUGCCUCACACAGAGGCCUCUACGGCAAUGUCUACGUCGGGACUGCCUUAGUGGACAUGUACUCAAAGUGUGGAGAUCUUGACAAAGCCGUACAAGUGUUUGGGAAGCUGCCAUGUAAGAAUGAAGCUACAUGGAAUGCCUUGAUCUGUGGGCUUGCCUUUAAUGGGAGAGGCCAUGAAGCCAUUCGGCAGUUUGAAGUCAUGAGGAAUGAGGAAGGGCUCCGGCCUGAUGAUAUCACUUUUAUAGGAGUCCUUUCUGCUUGUGUGCAUGCAGGGUUACUGAAAGAUGGCCGGCGGUGGUUCAACUCCUUGACAUCCGAGUUUCAAAUCAUUCCCAAGAUCGAGCACUACUCCUGCAUGGUUGAUUUAUUGGCACGUGCCGGACAUUUAGAAGAAGCAUGGGACUUCGUUGAGAAGAUCCCUGGUAAGGCGGAUGCAGUAAUGUUGGGAGCUUUGCUUGCUGCUUGUAGGAAAUGCAAGAAUGUUGAGGUCAGUGAAAGGGUCAUCAAUAGGAUCAUGCAGCUGGAGCCCUCAAAUUCGUGGAACUAUGUGGUUUCGUCCAAGAUAUAUGCAAGCUCAGAUAGAUUGGAUGACUCUGCAAAGAUGAGAGGUCUGAUGCGGGAGAGGGGUGUCAGCAAAAUUCCGGGUUGCAGCUGGGUCGAGGUUAGUGGCAAAGUCCUUGAAUUCUAUGCAGGGGAUGAAUCGCAGCACGGGGCGGAUGAUAUGUAUCAGCUCCAUGAUAUGCUGAUUGAUGAGAUGAGACUGGAGGGUUAUGUUCCAAAUCUUGAUCUGGUGUAGCACAAAUCCCCAGAACCAGAAGCACAUCAGCAUUGCACUCUUGCUGAAAUUUGCUUUCUGGAUUGCUAUCAUGUCUGCGGGGCUGUCAAGAUGUUCAUCGGAAAAGGAGUCCGCUGUUGUAUUUUCUCAGGGGAGCAGCAACAUCAGCUAAAAUACUGAAUAUAAUCGUCGGAUGUUCAAGAUGAACGUUGCUUCACAUUCCUUCUGUAUGACUGGAUGGACUGUUUAAAUUUACUCAUCAAACAGGGAUUUUCAAAAUUUUGCAGCAUGCUAGAUCAUUAACAAAGGUCCACAGCAGAGGAGUCGCCAGGUCACCAUCAAACCCUAAAUCUCUCUCAUCAUGUUGCUGCUACUUCUCAUACAUCCCGUGCCAACUCGCCGCUGCAGCCGUAGUUUGGGGUAUUCGCCGGCGCCUCACACCAGUUCCAUCUCAUCGUGGCAUCACAUCCCUGCUGUUCUCUCCACCCUGUCCGAAAUCAUGGACACUGGUUUUCGAGAUCUAUGGCGGUACUCAUUAGCUGGCUUACUGCCACUAUAAUCUGGAAUAUAUACAAACUGUUUAUCAACCACUUUUUCAACCUUUUUUGUAAAGUACGGAAGAAACUAUGACCUGAACUUGAACUGACAUGAGCUAUUGGGCGAGAUGCCCCUGAAGAUAUCAUGUCCUGCAUUCCUGCAAUUGAGAACCAUCAGUGGAGAAUAAUCACUGGCUGCGACCCCAGUAAUGCCUGGUGGAGUUAUCACAAUGGAGGAUCGUGGCCAGUUCAAGGACGGCUGGCCCGACCCGAUUACUACGGCGGCAAGCUGGGGAAGUUCAUCGGCAAGCAGUCCAGGAAGGUCCAAACAUGGUCCAUCGCGUGAUACCUCGUUGCAAGGAUGAUGCUGUAAGGCCCGUCAACUCAUGAUGAUCUCCUUGGAGGAUUGGGCUGUGAAGCCGACGAUGAGACGAUCGGCAUCUUGGAAUGCCUGAAAGUUGUAGGAACUAGCCACCCUCUGUUCGUAAUAUGACAGCACUGAAGAAAAUUUUACUAUCCAAAAAGGUUUAUAGGAAUGGUCUGUUGAAACUUGACAAAA
Molecule: messenger RNA, 3053 nt
Organism: Brachypodium distachyon (stiff brome)
Lineage: Eukaryota; Viridiplantae; Streptophyta; Magnoliopsida; Poales; Poaceae
Product: pentatricopeptide repeat-containing protein At2g34400
Exons: 4
Coding region: 153-1979 (608 amino acids)
Biological process (GO): RNA modification
Molecular function (GO): protein binding; RNA binding
Source: RefSeq, a predicted model, not a curated record